This is a messenger RNA of Pocillopora meandrina, 28176 nucleotides long. The record is from the annotation of a GenBank genome assembly. NCBI's taxonomy places the organism in Eukaryota, Metazoa, Cnidaria, Anthozoa, Scleractinia, Pocilloporidae.
UUUUGGCCGGUCAAAAUAUGGCGGAUGUCUGGUAACCAAAACACAUUAAAAUUAAGAACAUAAUUCCCUCCUACAAGUAAUAUUUAUUCUAAAAAGAUUUACGAGUUAGUUGCAGAAGACAUACAAAAUGGCUUCAAGUGAUACAGUUACUCUGGUAAGUAUAGCUGUGGGAAGGCGACUUGAAAACAAUAAUUUGACUGAAGCGUAUAUCUUGUUGCCACGGUUGCCAUAAGCUUAUUUAGUUGAAAUAAACGGCAUAUGUGUUUUUUUUAAAACUUGGUUUUAUUUUAAAGGCUUAUAUUAACUACUACUGUCGCGAGAAAUACUACAGACAUCUGCAGAAUUCGUGUCUGGAGAGCUUGAAGAAGUAUGGCAACGAUCCAGUAUUGAUAUUUUGGAAGGCGUUUGGAGUUUUAAUGGAAGGUGUGACUAAUUAGUGACUUAAAUGAUAACAUACAUGGUCUAUAAUUGUCUCAGCCUUUAUAGAUUGGCUGUAUUUUCCUUGUGUGUAAAUUAAGUUUUUUUCGUUAUUUAAGGAAGGAAACGUCAGUCAUGCCUGCUGAUUUUAAUAUUCAGAAUUUAGGAAGAUAAUCAAAUUUAAAGUGUUCCUUUUUUAAAGGUUAUUUUUUGAAAAAUAACCUGUCUGCUUAGCAGUGUGCCAGUACUAGGUCAUAGGUUGUCACAUUACUUCAAUCCUCCUGGUAAUUAAUUGAUCAUUGUUUGUGCAGUAAAGGUAUCUUGGUGACAAAAAAGAUUUUAAAAAAUAAUUAGUACUUCAAUGUGUAAUAUGAGGAAGGUGACAUUAUUUAAGUGGUUCAUCAGGUGGGACAUUUCAAAAGACCACAGAUGAUGAAAGAGAGGAAAUGUAAAUUGUAUAAAGCCUAGGCUAGUAUAGUUGUAGAUUGGCUUAUUUGGGUAAGACUUUCACACAGCCCCUUACUUCAUUAUGCAUUCAGUUCUUGGAUAAAGAAAACAGUGGAGAAAACAAUAGACUGUGCAGAAAUCUUACCCAUAUUUGAUACAUACACAUAAAAGUAAAAGUUGCUCAGUAGAUUUUGUUGUGAAAGGAUAUAAUCCAGUAGUUGAAAAAUCUCUGCUUUCAUUUGUCACAACCUUAGUCUGGUCCACCAUGACUGACCAUAGUGAUGAAGUCUAAUUAUUUUUCCUUUUAUUAAUCUCAGAGAGAGCCUCUGAGGCAAUAAGGGAAUUGGAAGUAAUCAAAGAAAAGCCUGAUGUCCUACUUUGUGCCACCAUGGCACUCAUUCAUGCACACAAGAAAGCUAAACUUGUUGACAGAGAAGCAGUUCAAGAGCUGGAGGCAAAACUUCGUCAGGAUAGGCAGUCAUGCGGUGAAAUGGCAUUGUUUUUUGGUGGAAUGUUUCUUUGGCAUACAGGACGGCAUGACAAGGCAAGAGAGUAUGUGGACAGAAUGAUCAAAAUGGCCAGUAAUAAUAAAGAGGUAAUCAACAAGUUUGUCACUCAAUGUCUUGCUCUGUUAUGACACUGGCAUAUAUUCCUUUGCAACAAUCUUUGCUAAAGAGGGGAACUGUGGCAGUAGAUUUAUGAAAGUCACUUCUAUUGAUUUUAAUUUCAGGGUCUUCUUUUGCGUGGUUGGAUUGACAUAACCAGUGGAAAGGACUCCUAUGCCAAAAAGAGUAUCAAAAUGUUUGAUGAAAUACUCAGUGGGUUAGUGACAGAUAGUUAAGAAAGUGCUAAUGUGGUGCUAGUUCUACUAUACUUAAGAUGAUUUCUGAUUGACCAUGUGUAGCUGUUGUAUAUUUAUCUGUUAUUCUCAGCUCUUCUUUCAAUUGAUCACACUUCUUUUUUGAAUUUUUUUUUUCUUACUUAAUUUCAAUAGGUCUGAAGUUGUUAAAAAUCUGGAUGCUUUACUUGGAAAGGUCAGAAAAGUAUACUAGUUUUUAAUGCUAACAUGCAGUAUUUUUUUCUUGAUGAGUAAGGAGGGGUAUUCUACAAAUCCUGCAAUCUGAUUGGUACAGAGUUCAGAAAGUUUUCUCUCAUCCAGCCCACUCACAUUGGGCAGUAUCUUAUCCACUGUGUGGCCUGUACAUCACUAGCUUGGUUGUAAAUUUAUAUAAAUAAACUUUGGUUCGCCAGCUGGGCAGCAUUUUUAAGCAAAGACUUUUGUCACAACCUUUUUAGCCAAUAAAUAACUUAUCAAAUUUCUCUUCUCUCUUUCUCUCAAAUUUCUUUGGUUUUUCUGUAAAAAUUGAUUUCCAAAUGAAUUAUUUUUGUAAUACCAAAUGUGUUUUUCAGAUGGAAUAAAAGAAGCCAAAAAACAAUUUUAAUUGAUAAUCCUUCUCAAAAAGCAACUCAGAAAGUUAAAACAAGAGGAUUUUGCAGUUAACAAUUACAUCAAUCAAUUUGUUUUUGUAAAAUGUUGAGCAAAGUUUUGAGUUCUAAUAUUAAAAAUAUACUUUUGCUGAUUCUUUGCAAGUCCCAUGAAUUUGGACAUAUUUUUUACAUUUCACAACAGAAACCCAAGUAAUUAGAUGACUUAAAGUUGCAUUAAAGUUCCCUAGGAUUUGCUAGAAUUUGAAUUCAGUUUUUCAGUGGAAGAGAGGAAAGAUUUAUGCAUGCCAUUGCAGGAAACAAACAAGCAGACUCUCAAAACUUCAAAAGUACAUUUGAAUUUACGUACAACUUUAUUUUCUCUUUUAUCUACUCGCUCAAAAAUUGUUCUUCAUAUGGAGGAUCUUGCCAUAAUUGCAGCCCUAAAUCAUUAGGGGUUCUUUUGGAAAGCAUUUUGUUACGUGUUAGAAAAAAAUUAAAAUGUUAGAAAAGGUUGUGGUUAUUCAUUGUGGUGAAUAACAAUAAAAGCUAAGUUUUCUGUUUGUUGCAAAAUGUAGUCAUGUGUGAUGUAGAUUGCAACGUUUUGACUGCAUACUGCUAGUCUUCUUCAGACGAUGAGGUCGACUGGUCAUGUGUGAUCUUAUAAAGCAUGAUGCUCUGCUGUGAUUAGUUGUUUUUCAACAGCUCUGAUUGGUGCAUUUCAAUCCUUACUGUACAUUCUGUGAUUAGCUCCCUCAGCAGUCCACUGUCACACGGCUCUCCCAUUGUUAUGUCUUUUGAUCAUGGGCAUCCACACUUCUGGAAUUUCUAUUCCACUAUCCCUUUUGAUAUUGUUAGGGUGAAGUCUUAUAUGAAUUGCCUCUUUGACCCUGUGCGUGUAGUAAUGAGGGUCAUGAUCAAUAAACUUUACUUCGUUCCAGAGUGGCUUGUGUCCGGUGUAAUUGUAGGCAUGCUCUGAAAUGGCAGAACAACAAGGAUCAAAAUGCACCAAUCAGAGCUGUUGACAAACAACUAAUCACAGCAGAGCAUCAUGCUUUAUAAGAUCACGCAUGACCAGUCGACCUCAUUGCCUUGAAACGUUGCAAUCUACAUCACACAUGACUACAUCGCAAGACAAACGGAAAACUUAGCUUUUAUUAAUCAAAAUGUCAUUUACCAUCCUAGGUCAGUCCAUAUUGGGACAAACUGUGCCCUCUGUCUUGAGUAUCAAGACCUCAGGCACAGUUUUUCCCAAUAUGGACCUCCCAGGUGGUGAAUAACAUAUAUUAAUUGUUUGUGGAAGAACACUGAGUAGUUGCAUUGAUUAUAGUUUUUUUAUGCACCUUAUUUUCAAGUAAAUGAUCAUACACUUUCACAUUUUCUAUGCACUUAUACAUUUGAAUUUUCUUUGUUUUUUUUUCCAUAAAUAAAUGAAUAAUGAGAAAAUAGAUGGAAAACAAUGUGGAGGAAAGAUAAAUGACUUUUCCAUACUUUUGGUAAAAAUUAAGGUAGAUUUUUUUUCUUUAUACUUGAUAAAAGGCAAAGUACUUAGAGACAAAAAAUAACUUCAGUGGUGCACUGGAACUCAUCAAUCAGGUAAGUAUGUGUUUCAAAUUUUUUUAACAAAACAAUCAUUUGAUGCCACUUUCAACUGACUUAUUCAAUCAUUAGUAGUAAUAAUAAUAUAAUAAUAAUGAUAACAAUAAUUUGAUAAUAACAACAACAAGUAAUUAACACCAUUUCCAACAAGUAGCUCUUCAUCUGUUAAUAACUAGCUACAAUUAAUCAUUCACAGUUAGAACAAAUUUAGGAAAAACUAUAAAAAGUAAAUAAUAAGAUUUUUGUUCCAAAAGUUAAAAAACUAAUUUUUGCAGUGGUAUAAAUGGUGAAAUUUUUGUAAUAGAAAGAAAAAGAAUGCUCACAAUUCCUUUACUAUUGAAGAAAUUUGUUUGCUGAAGGCAAAGUGAAUAUUGUUGAAUGGUCCCUGAGACAAAGUUGGGAGAGUUAAUUACUAGAAAAUAUUUGUAGAUCCUGAGUAGGAUAAUUUUUUUGGUAUUACUAUGAAUAAAUCAAUUUCCAGUUGAGUAUCAAUAGGAAUCUAGGAUCACUCUGGGUUUGUUUAACUUUGCUCUGCAACUGGUCCAGAACACUUGUGCCAUUCUCUCCACCAAACAGAUGCAAAACUAAAAAUAAUUAUAACUUGGUCAUUUGUAUUGUCCCACACUGAACCAGUUAGCUUUUUUACAAUUUUGAGUUCUCAUUGGCUAAUGGUAAUGUAAACUUUGUUAUGAUUGGUUGCUGGGAUUAUUUUGGAUUUGGUUUUUCAACACCCAAUUAAAAACUUCCAGCAUUUGCUUUUGUUUUUUCCUCCAUUUUAAAAAUAAGUCCUUGAGUGGUAUAAUCACCUUGUUUGGGAGGAAGCAAGAUUUUUUGUGAUCCAUUUUUUACACAUAUCAACCAGUUGAACUGUUUUUACAGGCUGUGGUAGGAUAUCCAGACUUUAUACCAGCUCUGAUUGAAAAAAUGAAGCUACAGCUUGCUCUGCAAGACUGGGACCAAACAUUGGAGACAGCUCAGAGGUAGAACUCAAGAACCAGCAGAUAAUAUAAUAUGCAUCUCUUUGGUGGAAAAAAUGUAUAUAAUCAUUUAAUUAGGGAUCCUACAAUUAUGUUCCCUAUAGGGUUUGUAAGUACAUGAAAACGUACAAUGCAGCUAUAUAUGUAUGCACUUUCUCUCUAAUGAUUUGAAAAUAUGUUGUAUAUUUUAGAGUGAAAUUAAAGUAACAAAGGAGAGAUUUCAAGGAUCAGUCUGUGUGUCAUUUGUUACCAUGAUUCAGUUAUAAUGAUUUAUCUUUUAGAGCCCUGAAUAGUAACAGAAACUGUAUAGAAGCACAGCGGAUGGUUGUUCUCUACACACUGUGUCGAGAUGGAAAGUACAAUGAGGUGAAAAAAGAAGUUCUUACUUUAUUUAAGUUUUAUAUGAAAAAAUGAAUCUAAAUACUGACUCACUAGUCAGAGUAAGUGGUCUACCAUUAAAUUGGUAAGAAAGUUAGGUUCAAAUUGUUCAUAGUCUUAAAUAGAUGUGACAUCUUUGUUUCAGGCCUCAGACAGGCUAGGAGAAUUAAUUCAGAUGGUAGACAGAUGUGAACCAAGGAAUUCUUAUCUAUAUCAUGAUUUGUCCCAAGCAGUCAGCAGACUGGUAUGUUACUACUGUAUAUUGCUUAUCAAGCCAAACGCUUAGAAAUUUCUAUAACAAUAAUUUAUAUUCUUUGUUAAAUCAUGAAUCUCUCUCCAUGUACUGGUUGGUGGUCUUGGCCACUUGCAGAGGAAAGCUGUUACAAAUUUAUUAAUAAAAUAUCAUUUAUUACUGCUGAUUUGAUUAUAAAUAAUAUAACUGAAAGGUUACUUCUCUAGUUCAAAUUUUAAUCUUCCUUAAUUUCAGACAUCAUUAUAACAUGUUCAUACACAAAAACAAAAGGAAAAAUUACAGUUCCAAACCAAGCUAAACUUGAAAACACCCACAUGUCAUGGGAAAAUAUACUUGUACUGAAUUUUUUUCUAAUCCUUCAUCUGACUGUAUGCACAAAUAGAGACCUAGAAUUUGUCAAACCCUGCCAAAAAUAUUUGAUUUUAGUUUGAUGCUUUUGCAAAGGUCCCGUAAUUAUUUGAUGUGCUUGAUAAGGAAGAGAAGUUUUUUUCAGUUAGUAAUUAACACCUUUUAUUGUUUUCAGUGUGGCAGAAAUGAUUUAGUGUUGCAACAGACACUAACACUGGUGGAAAGAGCCCAAUCACUUGCUCCUAACAGUGCAGAGUUUCAGACAGAAGUAAGUACAUGUACAUGUGAGUAGUUGCAGUUAAGGCAGCAGUUAUUAUGGGCUAUGCUGUAUAUCUAAUGUACAGUUUACUUUUGUGUUAAUUGGAAGAAUUUCAUCCUAAGUACCCCUAAAAAGUUCUGCAUGCACAGUAAGUUAAAAAAUUAAAAAGACAACUGAUUUUGAGAUAAUGAGCGCUCUUAGGAUAGGAGAUGAACUUUAUUCAUUUGUCUCAUGAUGGAGUCACUUUGUUAAUUGCAAUAUUUCAACUGCAGUACUGCAAGUCUUCAUCUGGCAAUGAGGUCAAUUGUUUACAUGUCACUAUUUGUAGCAAGUUGGUUCACUGCCAUUGGUGCAUUUCAAUCUUCAUUAUUAUUCCAGUUGUUAGAUGGUUUUCCCUCAUAGGUCCUCAUUGAUCAGCUGUUGUAUUGUUUGAUCAUGGGUAUCCAAGCUUCGGCAAUUUUGAUUCCACUAUCCCUAUUAAUGUUGUUGGGAUGAAGUCUUAUAUGGAUAGCCUCUGUCACCUUACAUGUGUACCAGUGGAGUCACGAUCAAUAAACUUAACCUUGCUCCAAAUAGGAAUAUGCCCCAUUUUGUUAGCAUGCUCCAAAACCACAGUAUGAGAAAACUGUAUGUCUCUGUCAUGUUACUUUAUCCUUUAUCCUUUAUACAUUGAUCUCCUUGUUUUGCUGAUAUACUCUUUGCCACAUUCACAUGGGAUCUUGUAAGUGGCACCUUCUUGUUUUGAUGGUUCCAGGGCAUCUUUAGGUUGUACUAAGUGAGACCUAAGUGUUGUGUCAGACUUGAAAAUGGUCCAUAUGCCUUGAUGUUGUAGGCAGCAGCAAAGAACCUCAAAUACACCCUCUAUGUAAGGGAGAACUGCUGUUACCCUUGUUGUCUUUGCAAGUUUUCAUACAAAUGAAGAAGGAUAACCAUCAGAAACAAGUAUUAUAUGACAAGUGUUUCUUUUCCUUAGAGGUAACUGACAGUUUCAUUGUGAGGUGUUUGGCUCACUCGUAUAGACACUUAACAAUACCACACUUCACUGACUGAAGGUGGUGUGAAUCAUAGGUUAGGUACUGGUUAGUGUGGUUGGGCUUUCUGUAAACUGUGGUAGUGAGAAGACUGUCUGAGUCCCUUGUAACUGUUGUGUCAUGAAAAGUAAUGGUGUUAUCUUUCUCAAUUUCCAUGGUAAAAUGAAUAGUAGGCUGUUGACUGUUUAGAUGUUGUAAAAAGCUGUUGACAUGCUCCUGGUCUGAGACUGUGAAAGUGUCAUCUACAUAUCAUUUCCAGAUCUUAGGUUUGUAAGUCGCUUUUGCUAUCGCCUGUUCCUCAAAUUCUUCAAUGUGGAUGUUAGCUAUAACUGCAGAAACAGGGCUUCCCAUAGCAGCUCUGUCUUGCUAUUCAUGAAUCCAUCUGUUGUACUGGAAAUAUGUCCAUCUUAAGACGAAAUUCAAGAGGUCGGCAUUUUGUGUAGGUGUUAAGUUUGUGCGGGUAGCAAGAUCAGCAUCAUUCUCUAGUUUUCCCAAUGUGUCUUGAGCUGCACCCUCAAUGAGUACAUUUGUAAACUACAAUUCUAUGUCAAAAGAUACCAUGACCUCAUUAUCAUGUACUUUCUCAUGACUGAUGGUUGACAUGAAGUGCCAAGAGUUAAUAACUGAGUAGUCUGACUUGCCUGUCAAGGGGGAAAGGAUAUUGGCUAAGUAUGCUGACAAAUCAUAAGCAUGAUACAAUUGUCUGAACAGUAUGUUGGGCUUGUAUCUUAGGUAAGCUGUAGAUCCUAGGUGGCUGUUUGUGCCUAGGUUUGAUCUUCUUGUUGAUGGUUUCUGAUAGAUGCACACUUUGUUUCAAGCUGAGAAGCUUGUCAGUGUGUUUACAGCUUAGCUGGUUCAGGUUGGGUUUUUGUUGAGGAGAUGGUACAGACAUGUUUCAAGUAACAUUUUCAUUUUGUUGUAGUAUGUGUUUGUGUCUAGGACUACACUAGUGCAGCCUUAGUCCACUGGCAGAAUAGUGAUAGUGUCAUCUUGUUUUAGAUUCUUAAGGGCUUCUCGCAUAUCCUUAGUGAUGUUAGGCUUGGGUGGUUUGGCCUGUCAAAGGAUACCAUUUACAGUUUGUCUUACAGUGUCUGCUUGCUCUGAGUCAAGCGUUCUUAUUGCUGACUUGACUUUGGCAACUAUUUCGAUGGCUGGGAUGUUGAUGGAGUUUCUGCAACCCUCUCUUUAGUAAUGAUAUCUUGGUAUUGCCAAGGGGGUGUGAAGAUAAGUUAAUUACCUAUUUGUUUUUGUCAACUUGAGGUGGUGGUCAACAUUAGAAACAGCAGAAGCUUGUUUCCCGUGGACAAGUUUCAGAAACUUGCGUUGUUGUCUGUCUUUAGUGGUGUUAAAUAUUCUUUGGGUAUUAACUCUGAUUUUUUCAAGUAUUUCACUGGCCUCAUCUGCAAAAAGAGUGGCUGUUAUGCUCCCAGCAGUAGACUCAGUCUCUUUUUUCCCAUCUCCCUUAGCUCUCUGAGUUAGUCGUAUUUGUUCCCUAAGGAACCUUUUGAAGGCUAGUUCAGCUACUCUACAAGCCCCUUUGGUUGGUACUGGUGGUGGGACCCAAAGGUCUCGAGGAAUGAUAGGUAUCCAGUCAAGUUGCUGACGGUUCAACUUGCCAAAGCCAGCUCACCAACAUAUAAAAUCGAGUAGAAAUGUUGGCAAGUUGAUUUCCAAUCCAGUACAACUUCAAGUGACAUGAUGAGUCUUUACAGUGUUGUUGUCACACAAUAACUCUGUAGCAUCUGAAGCUUUUUUGGUCAUUGGCAAUGUUCACCUUGCUUUAUUCACCUUGAGAUCCUUAUAAACUUUGUUGGAAAUGAAAAGAAUUGUUUUUUACUGAUGAUCUUGUCCAGAAAGCCAAGUUUUCUUUAAAAAGUUGUUGUCACACAACAACUCAUUUGCGUCUGAAGCUUUUAUAGUCAUAGGCAAUGUUUACCUUGCUUUAUUCGCAAUGAGAUCCUUAUAGACUUUGUUGGAAGAAAAAAAAUUGUUUUUUUACUUAACACAUUUUGCUUUUCUAUAUUUUUAACUUCUAAGAAGUUGUACUGGAUUGAAGACCAACUUGCCGACAUUUCUACUCAAUUUUAUAUGUCGGCAAGUUGGCGUUGGCGAGUUGAACUGUAAUUCAAAUGAUAUGGCUCUUAAUACACCUUGCAAGAAAGGUGAGGUGGUUGGUAUAGUGAGUGAGCUUGUGUGAGCAUCACUCAUGGCUCAUAGGUGCUCAUAUUGGUCGAUAUUUGUGUUUACACGAGAGUAUGUAACAUGGUCGAGAUGGUUAAACUUUAGGAGAAAAAGUUCACUCAAAAGUUUGUUGCUUAAAAAGUCAAGCCAAAUAAAUGGGAUAAAACAAAAGUUUAGAAAGUUCAGUGCAGCCAUUUUUGCUCUGCUCUCCAUCCAUAGUUGUUAUACAUUGCUAUAAAUUGGCAUAUCAAGUGCCUUCCAUUACUGCAAUAUGGUUUACCAUAAAGUGGCUUUUGAGUGGAAUGUGUAAGGUAACAAAUCAGUAGUAGCUAUGUUUUGGCUGACACCCAGCAGGAAGGAAUGAAAUACUGUACCAGCAUAUCACUGGGUUUUGAAAUUCAAAUUUUGGAAAAAAAAAAUUUUCUUAGAAAAAAUUGAAAUUAAAUCAUUAGAAAUACUGAUUUAAAGUUUCUCUGUAAUGUUUUGUAAAGUCAUCACUUGAUCAUUUCACUCUUUAUAAUCAACAAAAUAAAACUGCAUUGAGCUCAAACCCAGACUUCUUUAUUUGGAGUGUAGCAUGCUAACCAAUAGACCACCAUGUGUCACAUUGAGUGUACAUGGAAUUUAAUUUGGUGUCUAACACAAAAUUUUUUUGGGGUUCACAGCUUGGAAAUCAGCUCAUCUUAUGUCACCGCAACCGAGAGGCAAUGAAAGCCUUCCGCACUGCUAUGAAGCUUGAUGAAACAAGUGUACCAGCACUGACAGGUUAAUGAUGUUUCACUUUGCAUUCAUUUUGAGAAGGCCAUUUAUGAGUAUCAAUUUAUUCAUGGAAGUAGACAAGGAUUUGUAAGAAAGCUGUAACUAUAGACUCCCUACAAGUGUUCAGUAUACCAUUUAAAAAGCAAAAGGUCAGGAUAUUUAUUCCACAGGUAGGUGCAUCAGUGGCUAUCAAGGAGGGUUUCAUUUUGAGAGAAUUGAGGUGGAAACAGGAAAAUGAAAAACUUACAAAAUUUACCAACCACCAAAUGUGUUAGGUAUUCAUCUAGAGUGUACUUUAUUUCAAAGCUUUAAUUAAUGGCUCAACUUAGGCAGAUGUUAGUUGUGCAUCUCACAUGUAUUUCACAAAGCAAUUGAAAAAGUUGUAGGCCAGUGUGGUCAAAAACAUUCUUGAUGAAGGGUUUAUGAGACAAUUUUAUGACCUAAUAAACAUUGACAAAGGCUUAUUAUGGCAAACAUUCAUGAAAGUCCAGCAGAUGAUGUUCACAAAGCUUUGAAACUCUGUGCCAAAUGACACAUUUAGGGGUUACAUUUAAUUCAAGCAUUGUGUCUUUUGUGUCAGGGAUAAUCAGGUGUCAGCUGAUAGAUGGACAGCUUGAGGAUGCUGAGCAGCAGUUAGAGUUCCUGAAUGAAAUACAACAAUCUAUUGGAAAGUCAUCUGUAAGCUGCCUGUAGUUUUAACUGGAGUGUGUUUCCAAAAAUUCUUGAUCUUUGGAUAUUCUGUCUUGACCUCUAUUCUUGUAGCAAAAACCUCAACAAUUUUGCUGGUUGUUUUGCAGUUUAAUACUAGAUUAGAUCCAGAUGGUUUUAGAGUAUUACAGAUUUGUCAUGUCCUAUUUUGAGAUGGGUUAUUGAACUUCUUUAACAAAGAACAUCUGAAAUCACCUUACUGUGGUUAAAAUUAUUCUUAAGGGUAAUUUCAUUUUCACCCAUAGUGGCUAUUUGAAUCAAGAUGAAACCUUGCAUGCAGUUAUUCCUAUUAAAUGGAGUAAAUAUGAAAGCAAUUGUGUUUCCACAGGAGCUAUCAUACCUGAGUGCUGUACUUCAAAGGCAGAAAAACAAGCCAGCUGAGGAAGUCAUCACCCUUCUAAAUGAAGCCAUUGAUGCACAUUUUUCCUCCCUUAAGGUUAGAUGAACUAAUGGACAGUGUAACACUUGAAGUAUUGUCAUUGUAAAUACAAUUGCUUAGUAGAUGACUCAUCAUGAGUUGUAUAACUGCUAACAAUUUACUGAUGUAAAGAAUUUUUGUCAAAACUCUUGAGGAAGCACUGUUAGCUCACUGGGAGUUGUGCAUAUAUAUUCUGCAAAUGAGCUGCAAUCAGACAGAUGCUGGGAAAAGAUGACCGCAUUCAGUUCAGCAGCUUGUGAAGUUAUAUAAUAAUUAACCUAUUUUGAGCUUUAGCUUUUAGCUUGCAGAUUUUUAGUUUUUGUUGCUUUUGUUUUCCAGGGUCUUGCCCUUGGUGUAAAGUAUUUCUACUGCUUGAACCCAGAUUUUCUUCUUCAAGUGAUUAAUGACUACCUCAUAUUUGCUCCCACUGAAGUAAGUUUCUCAACCAUAGAAUUUGUGUCUGCAGAUUGCUGAUACAUGUACAUAAUAUGUAUAAUUGAAUAGUUAAGUUUAAUUUAUUGGAUGCCUUUACAGUGAAGGUCAAUUAUAUUUGAAACACAGAAAAGCCAAAAUGGAUAUGGAUGAGCAAAAUUUUUGAGAAAUUUGGUGUCCUGAAAGUUGGAGGGCCAGACUCCAAUUUGAAGGGCCCGGUUUGCUUUUUGGCAAGGUCUUUCUGUUGUUUUCUUGGCAGAGACGCUUUGGUGGAUAUUUACCAAGCUGUGAAGUGGUGAGGUAAACAUCCACCACUUUCACAGACACUGAGGUGAAUGAUUGUUUUAGUAUGUACCACACAGAUACCAAAAAAUGUUAAAUAACAUUUCUCCCAAAAUACUAAAAAAUGGUUGGAAAUUUAACUCUUUUUGUCUUUACAAUGAUAUAAAUUGUCUUUACAGCUGCUUGAAGGUGAAUGAUACUUGUUAUUCACUUCUGCACUAGCCAGCAGUCAGCAUGCACUAAAAGCACCAUUCACUUGUGUGAUAUGUACUAAAACUGUUUUGUCAAGUUUCUGUGGCAAUUUGCCAUGGAAACCUAACAAAACAUGUAUGGAUAGCCCUGCAAUGGACUGGCAUCGAGUCCAGGGUGGAGUUACUGUUGUAAAUGUCCUAGUCAUGCCAUGCCACUAAAACUGAGGUAAGGUCCACUAAAAUGGGACAUUUCACUCAUAAGCUGACUUUGCCUUCAUCAUAUGAGAAGAAUGGGCAAACAUGUCCUAAAAUACAGUAACCUUAAGCCCUUUUAAAGUUUUUGAUUGUGGUUCAAACUGUUGUCAGGCUCAAAGCCCUGGUCAGCCUCCUCCUCCACUUCUCAAACGCUGUUCAGCUGUGUUGGAUCCUUUGACAAAAAGCGUUCCUGGAUUACUGGAGGGCUUGUACCUAAUGGCUAAAGUCAAGUAUUUAUCUGGUAAGAAUUUAAUUAUGCAAAGGAAAACAGCAAUGAAUGAAUUUUAUUAUUUGUAACUCCAUCUCACUCAGUUAUAACAAACUGUGUGUGGUACAUUAAACCCACUACCUUAUAACCCAUGAAUUCUAUGGACAUUGUGCUUUUCUUCCAGGAGAAACUGAUGCUGCCAAAGCCAUGCUGACUCAUUGUUUGGACCAAGAUCCAACAUUUUCUGAUGCACAUCUUUUGAUGGCCCAAGUUAGUUGAUGCUCUUGUUUUUUUAAGGGUAUUUUUGUAAGACCUCUGGAACCAGGAAGUAAAGAAAAUAUCACUUAUUGUGGUAAAUCAGAAUUUUGUAUUGGUUUAGUUAGUCUAUAAUACAUUGUCUGAGGGGCUUCACUUUUGGAGUAAUUAAACUCAUGAUCAUUACAAAAAAACACAUCCCAUAUAUAGAUGAAAAUCACUAGGUUUGCAUGAUUCUGUGAAGACAGUUAUAAUGCAUGCAUUCUCUAAACUUUUCUUUUUCCAUAUGCUAUCAACAGAUUCACCUUCUGCAAGGUAACUUCAAACUGUCUGAGCAGUCACUUGAAGUGGGGCUUAGUUACAACUUUGAGGUGAGCUUGUGUCAUGAAAGCAUAACAUUCUUAAUCAGUUCCAAUAAUCUUUACCACUUCAUGCGUGUACAUGUAGCUAUUACAUUUGUUGCCAUGUUUAGGUUUUUGGGAAAUACAGUAUUGUUGUUGCAAAUCUAAACCUUGAGUGAAAAUGAGUGUGGAUGGGGAAAAUGAAAGCUUUUUAUAUUGGAAAACUUAAAAUGACUACUACAUGGAAAACAUGUUUUAUCUUCAUUUUGGGUUUGUUAGGUGAGGAACCAUCCACUAUAUCAUUUGAUAAAAGCCCGAGUGCAGAGGAAGAUGGGUCAUCCAGAGGAAAGUGUUAACACCAUGCAUGCUGCCAUGAAUCUCCCAGGAGUUAAAAAAGCAGGUAAUAUUUGUUUGGUUAAGAAUAUUCAUAGGUAGCAAUGUUGUAAAACCUUUUCAUUUCAGAAGCAUUAGAUGAUAAUCAUUCACGUGGUUGAUAAACAUAUUUCUAUGAUAAUAAAAAAAUUCCUUAGUUUGUGAAUUUGGUUAACCCUUUAACUCCCGUGAGGGACUAAGACAGAAUCCUUCUUGCAAUAGCACAACAAUAUCAGUCACACAAGUGAUUAGGGAUUGUUAGUUGAAAUAAAUUGAAAUUCUGCAAACUGUGAUGACAGGAAGAACUGUACAGCAGAUGGUAGGAGGAAUUACCAAUAAAAUCUUGGGAGUGAAUGCUGUAUGCAUAUCACUUUGCUUUUAAUUCUUAAUUAGCAUUUUUCUUCUUUCAUUUAGUCUCCAAAGCACAAGGCAAGAAAACAACAAUAACUGCCAGUGAUAGAGCUGCUGUAUUCCUUGAACUUGCUGAUGCACAUAUGGAGGCUGGACAAUUGGUAAAGAAAUUUUGAACAAACACCUCGCCACAUCAGCAAGUCUCUAAGGCUCAAUUGAUCUAUCAUACCUUUUACUUUGUGUUGCUUGACAUUUAGAAGCCUUUUGUCCACUGCAUCAAAUUGUACUCAUAUACUGCGAUGUUAAGUCACAGUUCACCAUAGGUUGGAGGUAUUCCUCUCUAGAGCUCCACUUUGUGAUUCUAUUAAAAAAAAAAUUCAACUCUUUUGUUUUUUUCCUCUUUUCUUUGUAGCAUGAGGCUACUAAAGUCAUGCAGGAUGCUUUACAUGAGUUCACUGGCACCCCAGAAGAAGUCAGGUAAACAGAGAAGGCAUAAAACAACAACAAAGAAGUAAUGAUUGAUACUUUUUGGAUUUGGUUAAUAUCCAGAGUUAUCUCACAUAAAGGUGGGGAUUUUUUUUUCUGUUGUCAGGAUUCAGAUUUCCAAUGCAGACCUUGUGUUAAAGAAUGGUGAUACAGAGCAAGCCUUGACUAUACUUAGGCAAAUCACUCCACAGCAAAGGUUUCUAAGUUAUUCUUUAAAUUUUGAAAAAAUGUAUUGAAUAAACCAGUAGACAAGUGUAAUUUCUUUGAUUUUUGUUAUUGUACAAUGGUGCCUUCUAUAUAAAGUGUUUUGUGAAUAACUUAAGUUCUUGAAUUUACAAUAAAAAACUUGAUUAAUUUACAAUUUUUAUAGAAUGAGUGGUCGAUAUCUUAAGUAAUUUAUUUUCUUUUCUUCUGGCAGUUACUACAUCAAGGCAAAGGAGAAGAUGGCAGAAAUAUAUUUACAUCAUCGCAAAGACAAGCGAUUGUAUGCAAGUGUUUACAGGUCAGUUUUAGUCCAGGCUCACAUAAUCACCAACCAAAAAUUUCAUUUGAAAUUGUACUUAUGAAUGUUGGCUGUAGUAAAAGAAACACAUGUGAAUUGUCUUUGAGUUGGCUAUAUAUAUAUAUCACAAACAUUGGUGGUUUCUUUAUUUGUUGUCUGUAAUUGUGUUGACUCUUGAGCCCUUUUGUUUAUACAGAGGGUUUUCAUGUACGAUAGGAAAACUUCCUCGUUUUAUCUAAAAUACUUUUUUUCUUGUUUAUCUUUGAUCUUUGAUUGUCCUGCAUGAACUAGGUAGAAAAAGUGAAAAGUAAAUGUCAAUGAAUGAAUUUUAAGAAAAUGCUAUUUGGAUAGCAUGAUAGCAAGGUAUAUGAUGUCUACACUCUUGUAAACAGUUUUCACUACAACCAGGAAUUGAAACAUAUUUGAGUGUGUGCAGUAAACCUGAAUAUAAAUCUAAUUUAACAUACUGCAGGGAACUUGUUGAUAAGAACCCUAGUCCUCACACUUGUCUGCUGUUGGGAGAUGCCUAUAUGAGUAUUCAGGAGGUAAGCUAGUAACCUUAUUUGAGAAGCUAAAUAUGUCCGCUUUAUGUGGAUGGGGAAGAACUUUUGUACUGUGAAAGUUAUUAUAAAGCUUUUUGGAAGAAUGUUCUAUAAAAAUACAAUAUUGUAUCACUUGUUAUCAUGUUUUUUUUGUCACAUUAAGCCUGAGAAAGCCAUUGAAGUUUAUGAGACAGCCCUGAAACGAAACCCAAGAGAUGGAGCAUUGGCAAGCAAAAUAGGACAAGCACUGGUGAAAACACACCACUAUGGCAAGGUAUGGUAUGGGCAGUUCUCUUGGUGAUGGCUUUAACAAAAGUAAUAAAAGAGAAACAGAAAACCAGUUAACGGAAGAAAAAAUUAUCAAAAUGUUUUCAGUUGUAAAACAAUAAGGUUAUAUUGCUGUGGUUUGAUGAGAAGUAAGACUGUUCCUGUUGUUGUUGGUUGUUGUUGUGUGGUGUUGCAGAAUUUGACUUUGGAGCCAUGAGAACAUCAGUUACAAUGCCUUAGUUUGUAUUCAGAAUUUUUGUGAGGUUAAAUGCAUGUUCUCACAUUUUAACCCUUUAACUCCCAAGAUAUCAUAAGUAAUUCUCCUUACACAACAUAUUCUGCCCUAUAGUUCUUGUGAUGUUUAGAGAAUUUGGUUUUGGAUCAACUAAUAAUCCUCUAGUUAAUAUUUUUCUUUAUUCUCAUCACUUGCCUGCUUGGUAUUUCAUUGAUAUUGUGAGGAGAAAUUCUGUCUUGGCCACUCAUGUGAGUUAAAAGGUUAAAGUUCAAAUGAUUGUGAUGUCAAUAGUCACACUCUAGGUGUUUGAUGGAAUGAUAUGACUGGAAGGAGAACCAGGCUCCAGGAUUAAUAUGAUUUUCUAAAUUCACUGUGGUUUGGGAUUCCAAAGUGUUACAUUGCUGUUCAAGAAUUUCAGUAACUUUACUUAAAAUGUGACUUAGAAUGCUGCCAUUUUGAAACUGAUUAACCUUUUUUUUGUGCAUGACAUAACAGAGUUCAACCUAGUUGGCAGGAAAUGCAAAGUUUGGAUCUCUAACAGCUACCACUUUUGUUAUCAUACAUGUAACAACUUGUACUUAAAGCUAAAAGACAGUGCUUAGUCAAACAGUUUCCCAAAAUUUAAUAAAAAAAAGAAGGGGCUAGUUUCUGUUGUGUUAUUGGGAAGUGGCCAGGUUGCUGACUAAGAUUAAAAAUGGCAGGUAUUGCAGUGCAAUUCUGUCACUGUUAAAGGUAAAUUUCUUUAGGGAUGAAGAAUGAUUGUCUGAAGCUUAAUCUACCCUUAGUGGCAUGGUUGUACACAGUUGAACCUGUAUCAAGUGGCACUACAUUAAUCGGUCUCCCUAUAUUAAGUAGUCAGUUGUCAAAGUCCUGAAAUUCUUUCUGCUUAAACACUGCAAUUUUCACCUCUAUUAAGCCAUCACCACCUUCGUUAAGCAGUCAUGGCCACCCUUGACUGAGUCCCAAUGGCCUCCUUGUAUUGUCUUCCACUUGUAUUGAACGACCAUUUACAGUGGAACCAUUCAAAUAAAGAUAAAAAAAUCUUUCAAAUGUAUUUAAUCCAUGUUUGUCUCCGGAAAUCAAUGUUUAACUUUAUUUUUCAGCAAGGUUUUGUACACUUAGUAGUCAAUUAUCCUUAGGGUUAGGGCAUUUUAUAUUUUUUUUUCAAAUACCCAUUUUGUAAAAAACUUGUAUUACACAGUCAACCUUUAAUGAGUGGUCACCCUGCCAUUCCCUAUUAGUGACCACUCAAUACAGCUUUGACUGUAUUUUUGAAUUUAUUUCCCUUAUAUGAUUUGUAUUAUAUGCUGUGUCAAGUUAUCAUAUUUGAUUCUGAUGCUUUUUUGUAGGCCAUAAACUACUAUGAAGCUGCUUUAAAAUCAGGACAGCAAAACUUUUUAAGGUUAGUCAAAACUUUGGAUCACAUAUAUACUAGUUUGGUGGUUUAUGCCAUCUAUGUGAAUUAUCUCCCUUUUGUUUUUCCUUUGCUAGGUAUGAUCUUGCUGAGCUGUAUCUAAAGCUGAAAAACUAUGAAAAGUCAGACAAGGUCAUCAAGUUGGCUCUGGAGCAAGAAAAAGGUAAACACCUUUAAGCCUGUUAUUUUUUAAACCGUAUUUCCAAUUUUGAUGCUAAUGAUAUUGAUUGAGUUCAACAACAUGGACAAACUGAGAAAUAGGUCACUUGACUUAUUUUGACACCAAGAAAAUAGGUUAGGGGUUAAUAGGGAUUUUCAAACUUACAUAAAUGUGUACUUAAUUUGCAUUGUAAGAUGUGUCUGCAUGAAAUUCCAAGAAACAGUGGAGUAAAAAUAGGCAUGUAGCUGCUUGGAUCUCAUACAGUUAUCCUAUUUUGAUACAAAAAUGUUACUCUUGACUAGUAAAUAAUUUUCAUGAUAAAUACUUGUGUUGAGAAGCUAAAGGAAAGGUGCACUUUCAGUUGUUGGCUUUAAAUUUAGGAAGGGAUCUCUUUUCUUUAUCUCCUGCGCAUCUUCUUCAGAAAUGCAAUUUAUUCCUAGUGCAAUUCCUUUCCCUCCCUCUCUAUUCUAAUACAGCGAAUGACCUUCCAUCUCUGAUGGAAGAGGCUCGACUCCUAGAGCUUCAGGCUCAUGUUUAUCAAAAGUCAGGCAAUGCAGAAGAAACCCUCAAGACACUCACAAGGGCCAAGGAGGUUCAAACCAGGUGAGAUGCAGUGAGAAAAGGUUUGGAAAGGGCCCUGCAAGAUUGAGCAGUUAUGAAAUAUGGAAUAUGUAAUGCUGCAAGAGACUUUUAAAUGUAUGCUUACAAGUGUAAGUUUGGAAGCUACAAGCUAGUUGAAAGGAAACACACUGACUCUCCUGUCAAUAUGAUGAAAAAGCAACAUACACCAAAUCAAAGUCUCUUUUUCUAGUAAGAUGUGUUACUCAAUGUUUUGCAUUUGUAUGUACCAAAGAAAUGUGUGAAAUUGUUAAUGAACAAUUCCAGUAACCAAAUGUUCAUCGAAGUGGUAGUAGCUUGUGAUCCUUUGUAAAUAUUAGAAAUAAAAUCUCUGUAUUUUAAUAACACUUCCAGGGUUUUAAGAAGAGUUGGGGUGGAACAACCAGAUGCUGUCAAAGCACAAAAAUUGCAGGCUGCAAAGUAAGUUAAAAGUUUGUUAUCUUUAUGGUACCAUCAGACCCUGUUGUUGUAGAAUUGGAGAAUGGAAAGAGUGACACCACUAACCCAUCGAAACGUUGUUACUUUGCUUUCCAAAUUCCAAAUUCUUUUACUAUAACAAUGUACUUGAUCCCUUUUCCUCUAAACAUUACAUGUGUAUCUCCCAGAGAUACCAAAAUGCCAAGUUUAUUUUCAGAAAUUCAUUAAUGUGUUGUAGGAAGCUGGACUUCUUUGGCAUAAACUUACUUAAAAAUUUAUUUCAUGUAAAAUUUGUUUUUUUGGUAUGAUAAAGAAGUGCAGACUGAAAUGAGUGUUUCUUUGUAAACGGCAGUUGGCUUCCUACAACUCUUUUGUGAAAACAGGGUCAUUUUUUGAUAAGAUCUAUUUGUAUUUUAGUGCAAAUUAAGGCAUCUGUCAGAGUGUUUAGGGGAAGAGGAGGUCAAUUUAUGUAACUGAAACUGGGUGCAAUAGGGAACAAUACUCAAACAUAAUAAUUAACUUAUUUCCACAACACUUGUUAAUACUCACAAGCAAGACUUUUAGAACCUUCAUGGAGCUUUAAUUCAGGUUAUUUUUAGUAAAGGUUCAAACAGUUGUUUCAUUCAUAGGUAAAGCAAAUUUCCUUAAAGCAGACAAACACAUACCAGUCCCAGUUUUUUUUUCAAAAGGUGUUGUGUAAUCCCCUAUAAUAUUUUUCCCUCAUGGUAUGCAUGACUGCACAUUUAUAUGCCUCAACAUAUUGAAAUAUUCUUUGACAGAAUCUGUGCUGAAAUGGCAGAAUUGUCUACUACUGCCAGAGAAUUUGAGAAAGCCAUAAAUUUCUACAAAGAGGGACUAACAUAUGAUGAAACACAUGUACCAGUAAGUAUUACAAACAGUUUUUUUUAGUCAAGUAAUAUCCGAGUAUUAAAGUAAAGUGAAGCCUAGUUGUCAAGUUGACACUUACUUAACAACAAUGACCGGCAGAUAGAUAUAGAGUGAUAGAGAUAGAUGGUGAGUGAGUAACAAACAAAGUGCAAGACAUGUUGUUUUCUUGUACUUGGUGACCGUCAUACUCUAAUCUGAUUCUCUGUUUUGUCUUGCAGUCCAUGUUAGCACUGGCCAGACUUUAUUUGACUGUGGAUGAUUUAGAUGCCUGCCAGCAACAAUGUGUUCAGCUUCUUAAGAUGGAUGCUGAAAAUGAUGCUGCAACAGUGGUAAGUAAAUCUGCUGUGUACAAAAAAACUAAAUACAGUAAAUGGUUUGAACCUGGGGGUAACAUGUUGCGACAUGUUGCGACAUGUUGCGACCUAUUGUUUCCUUCUGUGGUUCUCCGACAUACCAGCUGUCCAUGUACCAAACGACAAUACUACAACCGCUCACCGACAAAUCCAGACGAAAACUACAAUCCACCGAGGACUUCAUUAAUGCCACUAAGACUGUACAGAUACCUGACGACUACAAGCUAGUGUCAUUUGACGUGAAAUCACUUUUUACAAGUAUUCCACUUCAACUGGCACUACAAUGUACUGAGACUGCUAUCCUUCAAUCUACCGACGCUCUACCGCUACCGACAGAGGACAUUAUGGACUUACUAAACCUUUUCCUGACAUCAACUUACUUUCAGUACAACAGCAAACACUACAAACAGUUACACGGUACAGCUAUGGGGUUUCCAGUUUCUGUUGUUGUAGCAGAAAUUGUGAUGCAGAACAUCGAAGAAAGCGCCCUUUCGACUUGCCGACAGACGAUACCACUUUGGUUACGCUACGUUGACGAUACUUUUACCGCCGUACGACGCAACAAAAUCGACGCAUUCCACCACCACCUUAACGAACAAAACACUGACAUACAGUUUACUAGAGAGGUCGAAGAAAAUGGUAAACUACCUUUUCUAGACUGCUUGGUAAGCCGUGACGACAAUUCACUACGGAUAACAGUUUACAGGAAACCGACACAUACCGACAGAUUACUGGACGAGUCAUCCUACAACCCGACAUCACACAAAGCCACUACUGUCAGGACUCUUACCCGACGAUCGCAAUUAGUAUGUAAUACGACAGACAGCUUAUCCGACGAGAACAAGUACCUUAACCGUGUUUUUUCAAAGAACAACUACAGCGAAGACUUCAUCCAACGUAACACUCGCAGACCUACUACUACUACCAAAACUAACGACAACGCAAGUUCUACGACCACAGCCACUACACCAAACAUAAAGGGCAUAUCUGAGAACAUCUCGCGCAUCCUGCAACCAUUCAAUAUCCGCGUCGCUCACAAACCCAUUACCACACUACGUCAGUUACUGACUAACAUCAAAGACAGAGACGAACCGAGGAACAGACAAGGAGCAGUAUAUAAGAUCAAUCGCUCCGACUGCCACGCCUCCUACAUUGGUGAGACUGGCAGAAACCUCGCAACCAGACUGACUGAACACAAACGAGCGACGAGGAAAGGCGGUGUCAACAAUCACAUUGCUGAACAUCACCGACUUACGAACCACACUAUUGACUGGGACUCUGCGCAAUGCCUAAGCUACAGCACCAACUACUUUCAACGACUGACCCUGGAAAGCUGGUUUACUAACUUGGAACAGACUCCCCUCAACAGGUGUCAAACACUACCGGCACCAUACAAACGACUCAUCCACGACAUUAACAUUACAAACGAACCGAACAGAACGACCUAACUAACUCACCCACAAAUCCGGACGUACAAGUAAGUGUACAUCUUUUUACUUAUCCUUUGAUGUUUUUUUACAGUUGGUAGUGUCCUAACUGUAUCAUUAUUUUAUUUGUGGUUUUCAGAUGAUGGCAGAUUUGAUGUUCAGGAAGAAUGAAUAUGAUUCUGCUACAUUUCACUUCCAGCAGUUGCUGGAAAGAAAACCAGGUACUGUUAACAUCGUAAGACUUUCUGUCACUUAGGCAUACCAAUGAUGAAUUUCUUCCUCACGCCGUUUUUCAAAUGUCAACACGUUUCCUUUGAGAUAGUCUUUGAAAUUGUGAAUACAGAGUUUUGUCACACUGAUAACAAACGUACGCUAGUCCUUAUUAUUUCAUAUCAUUAUGAGUUGUUUGCAAACCAGAUAUGACCAAAACGUCAUUCUCGACAAACCUGUUACCUUUCUGAGACAUAAAAAAUGAUGGUCUAAUGAGCCCUUAACGGAUUCAUGUGGCUGAAAAAAUCAGCAAAACAGAAAUUCUCUGAUAUAACCCCAUUGUAAUUGUAAUGAGUCAAAUUUUUUAAAUGAUUAUAUUCAAAUGGACUUUCAUGAAUUUAGAUCAUUACAGUGCCCUAGCGCGCCUGAUAAAUCUUCUGAGAAGAGCUGGAAAAUUAGACGAUUGUUCAAAGUACCUUGAACAGGUAAGUGUUAGUGUAAUUUUAGUUUUGCGUAGCGUGUCGAAACUUAUUUUCCUCCUCUCUUCCUUAGUUUUAAGUCGAAGGAUAUAUGUGGCAUACAAAUGGAAUAAAGCCCAAGCUCAGUUUCAAUUUGAAGUUAAAGAAUUUAAAUUGAAAGAUAAAAUGGAGAAAAUAUGAAAUUGCUAUAAAAGGUGAACCACUGGAACCCUAUCUUGGUUGCAAUAUACCUUGUAGUAGAGUAAGAGUGUUUUUCAUUCAAAACCUGAAGUUGGGAUGCUUCAAAAACCUUGUUAUUUUCUUCUCUUCCUUCUUGAAAAAUACUAUGGGACGUUAAAAACAAUCAGAAACUUGGUUACUUUUAACACAAGAGCUCUGCAAUCGCAGAGAGUUCGUGUUUCCUUUUCAAGGUAAGACUAACAUCUUCGAUUGAAAAGGGGAUGACAAUUGGUCUUCAAGACUACAAGUUCUCAGGAACACGUUUCCCAUCUCAUUUUCAUUUUUCUUGUGCUGUAUCCAAUAACUUGUCUGAAGGGAACCUUUGAUUCUAAUUCUUUUCAGGCAGAAAGUGCUAUUCCACGUGCUGCUAUGGAUUCUGGAUUAAAUUACUGUAAAGGACUCUUUCACUGGUAGGAUUACUAUUCGGUGGUGAAUGAAGAUGAAAUUUUUAAAUGCAAAUCUGCAUUGAAAUAUUCUUAAAAUCUUAAGAAUAUUAUUAUCCCAUCAAUGAACUGUGUGAGCACACUAGAGUGCUAGUAGAAGGAGUGUUGUGUCUUGCUUAAGACAUGAUUAUUUAUUUGUUUAAAUGCAGGUACACAGUCAGCCCUACGGCAGCUCUUAAACAUUUCAACCUGGCCAGGAAAGAUGCUAGAUGGUGAGAAGGAACUCUUUAGUUGUAAUUGUGCGUCUUCCUGCUCGAUAAGGCUGACAGUUAGUGUUCUUUCCAGUAAUGACUUGUCAGCCAGGUGACUGGCUGACUUUCCUUUUGCCUGAUUGGUCAACUGUUCGCCUUUAUAAACCAUAUUUUACUAAAUUACUGAGCAAAUAACCAGCAAAGAGUCGUGAGCUUGAAAUACGUCUCGAGAAGAAGAGUCAGACAGUCGGGCAAACACAGCGAGGUUAAAAACAUCAAAUAGCGGUCAGUCAGAUGUAGAGAAUUUCAGACACACAGACUGACUUAUUGACUUACUGGACAAACAGACUGGCUUGUUAAGUAAGUACCGUUAGAUUAACCUUACCUUGAGUCUUGUUGAAGUUUCCCAGUUGUAUUGUGUUGCUCGCGAUUUAAGAGAGUAUGGAUAUCAUUUGGUAGCAAAUACUGACGUUAUUAUUUUUAUUUUUUAGGGGCGAGUAUGCUGUUUACAACAUGAUUGAAAUAUGCCUUAACCCUGAUAAUGAAACUUUGGGAGGAGAAACCUUUGAGGCAGUUGAUGGUGAUGUGAGGUAAGAGAAAGGUUUUGAAUAUACACAGGGAACCUCAAUAAAUCUUAAGUAGCAAAAACAGUAGAUGCCUGAUUAAUGACCAUCACUCUGCUCAUGGUUUGUCAUUAGGAACCAAAGUUUAACUUCUUGGCACUCUAAUAUCUACCUAGCCCUUUUCUUAAUUCUUUUAAUUCACAUGAAAUGUGACAAAACUCGUAAUAAAAAAGACAACUGACCUACUGUAAACUGUCAAAUAAGUGUCCACCUGUCCAGAGCUUCACAUUUAUUUUACGCCCUCCUCCCCCCUUCCCCCUUCCCCCUCCCCAAACGGAUUAAUCAGCUUACACAAACCUUACUCUUAAAACUUGAUUGACGACAGCUAUUCAAUGGACCCCGAUCCUGACUUCCACUAAGUGAGGCUGAUUAAAAAUUUGUCACUACUACCGAAAAUAGUCCUUCCCACAACUUCUCUUACUUGGACGAUCGGAUGUUACUCUAGGGCUCAAACCAUGUACUGUUUGUGACAUCUGUGAAUCGCAUACAUGGUCUUUUUUCUGUUAAAGAUUUAUUUUUCUAGUCACUAUAUUCCUUUCAAACUUGAAAGAAAUGUGACAGAACUCUUGAAAAGAAAACUGACCUACUGUAAACUGUCAAAUUAGUGUCCACCUGUUCAGAGCUUCAAAUUUCUUAAACACCCUCCUCCGCCUCUCCUUCCCCUCCCCUCCUCCCCUCCUCCCUAAGCGAAACGUAUCAAUCAGCUUACACAUACCGUACUUAUAACACUUGACUGACAACAGCUAUUCAAUGAACUGCGAUCCUGACUUCCGCUGAGGUUGACUAAACAUUGUCACUACUACCGACAAUGAUCCUUCCCACGACUUCUCUCAUUUGAACGAUCAGAUGUUACUCUAGGGUUUACCAUGUCCUGUUUGUGACUUCUGCGAAUCGCAUACAUGUGUUUUUUUUCUGUGAAAGGUUUAUUUUUCUUAACAUGCUAUAUUUCUUUCAAACGUUAUUCUUACAUUCAUGCCUCCGUCGCAUAUCCUCUUUAUGCGCAGUUCAAACGAGAAGCAAGAUUCAGAAAUGAUGGCUGUUCGCACUGCUGAAAAGCUGCUAAAGGUGAAAAAGAAUUUAGUCUCUUUUGUGUUAUGUAAAUUUGUGGGUCCGGUCUGGGGCUUGAACCUCGACCUCCCACACGCCAGUCCGGCGCUCUACAAUGUGUCAGCUAACCAAGCGCGGUUAAAUUUUUUUUAUUGCAGUUAAGUAUGUAUUUGACUUCGAAAUACGCUUAACCUCAAAGGAAAAAUAGUGAUGGAUGUGAUAGUCCCUUUUUCAAGGAAUCGAAUCUGACACUCUCCGAAUUUGCAAUCGAUAUUUCUUCCAUUUUACUAAUUUUAAUCUAAGAACUUGAUUCAAAUCUUUACAGGAUUUUAAGCCGAAGGGCAAUCCUCUAAAGUACCGCAUACUCGAGAAUAGUGUCUUGAUGGCAUUCAAGACAAAACCAAAUGUGGAAAAGGCCUUGUCUCAAUUCAUGGAAAUAGCUACGACUGAGGUACAUGAUCUGCUACUAUACAGGAAUGUUCACCUGCGUUAAAACUGCUAUAACUUUAUUUAAGAUUUGAAACACAGCAUAAUCUUGAUGUAGCCUUUAAAGUGGGAGUAAGCAUGAAAUUUCUGAGAACCAUCUGUAUUAUACAGUUGGGGCUAAUUCUAAAAGCUGAAUUUCUUGGGUAAUCAAUGGUCUUGCAAUGCUUCUCAUUCUGAUGUAAUUGUGUGUAACCACAUGUGAGUCUCCAUUCAAUGAAAGGUUUCAUUGAUACGAACUCCCACUAUCCCAAGUUUUCGGUGGAUUAACAAAGGAUUAUACUUGGUAGUUGUUGUAAUAUUACCCUUCAUGACGUAAACUAAAAACUUUAUAUUUUGUUCCCUCAGCAUGAAUGUGUUCCAGCCCUUCUGGGCAUGGCUACCGCUUACAUGUACUUAAAACAAACACCACGUGCUCGUAAUCAGCUGAAAAGGAUUGCAAAAAUGAACUGGAACUCAGAGGUACAAAAAUGCUUUUUCUUAAAAGUGCCCACUAUUCCUUUCACUAAAAGAGAGGAGUAGUGCAGUUUUCUAUGACGAUUUCGGGGGAGGAGUCGUUACUACAGUAUAUAGAGCUAUCACUGUCAAGGGUUUGGGUUGGAGUGUAUUCAUUGUCAUGUAUUAUUAUGUCUUUCAGGAAGCAGAAGAAUUUGAGAGGAGCUGGCUUCUUUUAGCUGAUAUUUAUAUCCAGGUAUGUAGUCUUUUUAGGAUUAUGAAAAAAAAGACAGCAAAUGUUGUUUCAGAAGCUUCUUCUUUUUAGUAAUAUGCUUGUGAAGAACGAUUUACGGAAGAGAAAAGCACCUAUGUCAUUCAGUGUAUCGGUGGUUUAUGGCGCCGAUUUAUUCGGCAAAUCUUGUUGUGAAGUUUUGUUUUCUAAGCUGGAAAAGAAAAUUACUUCAUACUUAUCAUUCAGAGGUGCAGGAAGAAGCUGGAGAAUUUCAUUGUUAAAAAUAAUGAAUCUUGCCGUUGGAUCGGAUAGUUUUGGUUAACACUCAGCUCACGUGCAUCCGUAUUUCAUUUCAUCGUUGUUAAUACGGUCCAAUCGGGAUGAUUAUACACUUUGUCGAGUUAUUUUGGUCUAUUACCGUCUAAAAAACGAGUAAAUACUGAAAUCAAGUAAAGUAUCGACUUUUAUGUAAUUUUCAGUCUGGCAAGUUUGACAUGGCUGGAGAUUUGUUAAAGAAAUGUCUUCAGUAUAACAAGGUAAUGGACGCUGUUUCUUUGCCAUCUAUUCCUUUACGCCUAUAUGGAAGGGUUGCAUUAACAGUUGGGAGACUCAACGUACUUUUGUAUUGGUUUGUAGUCAUGCUGUAAAGCUUGGGAGUACAUGGGAUACAUCAUGGAAAAGGAACAAGCUUAUAAAGAUGCAGCUAAGAACUACGAGAACGCUUGGAUUUAUGGCAAUCAAAACAACCCAACCAUAGGUAUGGUCUGAAUCUGUUAUAGAAAUCUGAACUGAAAUAGAGGUUUUCUCUAAGAACUAGGUAUACUUUUACGUAGAGCUGGAUGUUUGAGGUGUUUUUUUUUCUCAUUUUUCGUUUCCUGUCCAGGUUACAGACUAGCGUUCAACUAUCUAAAGGCUAAACGUCUUGUAGAUGCUAUUGACGUUUGCCACAAGGUAAAAUCUUAUGUUUGUUGUACUUUUUCGUUUCUUAUAGACGACAGUAGUAAGUCAAGCACGACCAAACCUGUACUCAAAUCCCCGGUAGAAUACUAUUGCCCCAUUGCAGACAAGCACUUUUCUCGUUGGAGACGAAAGCAAUCUCUCUACUAUUACUUUUGAUAAAACAAUGCACCAGAGGGUCAGGGAUUAUGCCAGCGAUUAUGACAAUUUCUUGAUUUAUUCUUCCCCUCUACACUCAGACUUAAAAAGAAUCUUGCCAUACGAUCAAUUUGUCAUCGAUGUAGAGAAGUAAAGUUGACAACGGUCUAAUGUUUCAUUGUAAAUAACCUUUAACUUUUUCCUCCAGGUAUUAAGUCACCACCCAAACUAUCCAAAGAUAAGAAAAGAAAUCCUGGACAAAGCAAGAGCAGCAUUGCGGGCGUAAAUAUUCACUCUACCCCACACUUGGUUCGCUUACACAUAGUUAUUAACUGGUUUCUGCCGUAUUUCAUUUGAUCAUAUUGAAAAUCAAAACCAAUUUAAAUAAGAUUGGUCAACGGAAUUAUCACCCUCUCAUUCCUCUUAAAAAACUUUCUUUUUCCGACCAAAAGCGACAAACACAGAAGCCGUGAAGGACCUCAAGACAGUUAUUUAUAAAAAGUUAAAUCUUUGUUUUAUACCAAAGCUGCGUUCUAAAUCAGGUUAAAUUUAGCUAGACGUACUAUGUGAAGUUUGACUUCUUGUAAACAUUGCCAACAAGGCUUAUGGCUACCAUUGAAAAAAAAAACUUUCAAGGUCCAUUAAUCCUUCAAAUACUAGCAUGAGUAUAUUUAUUCUCCAUAGUGUUCUUUAAGGAAAAAGUAACCCUAUGAUUUUCGAAUGCAUGUAAUAAAGUUGGUUAGGUUUUGUACAGACAAAAACAGCGUUUAAACGUCCAAUUUUUUGAAGUUAUUUAACUUACACUAAAUUGAAUCUCUUUAUCAUUUAAACUGCAUUUUCUAAAUGGAAAUACAGCAUCGAUGGAAAAAAGAGUAUAACUAAAAAAAAUACUAGUAGAAAUCGUGUGGAAUGCUUUCAAGGAAACCUCUGAAAUUCUGUCUUUUUAUCAGAUGAACUACACUUGAAUGAAACUUGUAAAAAAGUACUUUAAAAUGAUGGGCUCAUUCAAGUAUUCUUGAAACUGUAUCUUUUCAGGAAAUUAAACCUGAAUUUAAUGCCUUUUUCUCCCUGUGAUAAGCUUUCUUUCCGAAUACUUCUCUAUCAAACACGAGAAAUCCUAAAUUAUGUCUAUCAUCGAAAAGGCUUAAUUUUCUUGCCCAUCGAGACCCUCUUGGCAAUGUGAACCUAAGUAAAUAUGCAACUGUUACACGAUUUACUACCGAGUUACACCGCUGACACCUUUAUGAAUGACUUGCUUACUUGGCGACCUGGUGUUUUGACCACGAGGAUGAAAAAAACACUAGGCACAGUGUGUUAACCAGGGAAAAGGAUGUCUUGUUAGGUCUAGUUGAAGCAAGAAACCCAUAUGAUUGUGCAGAACUAUAACUAUGCGUCUUAGUUCUACCAUAUUUUAAAUCUUUUUUCGUUUAUAAGGGAAAACACUGCAUAAACCUGGGCAAGAAAUGCAUUCUUGCUUCUGAUUGGCCGGCUGAUAAACCAGAAGCCUAUUGAUAAUGUGGAAG